Messenger RNA from Oenanthe melanoleuca, 6362 nucleotides. It is a transcript of the gene PTPN4, whose product is annotated as protein tyrosine phosphatase non-receptor type 4. The transcript has 27 exons. Gene Ontology annotation, molecular function: cytoskeletal protein binding; protein tyrosine phosphatase activity. Gene Ontology annotation, biological process: protein dephosphorylation. The coding region runs from base 241 to 3030 and encodes 929 amino acids. Gene Ontology annotation, cellular component: cytoskeleton; cytoplasmic side of plasma membrane; cytoplasm. NCBI's taxonomy places the organism in Eukaryota, Metazoa, Chordata, Aves, Passeriformes, Muscicapidae. The record is from RefSeq and is a predicted model, not a curated record.
UCCCUCCGAACGGAGCAGGUCAGAAGAGCAGGCCUGCGUCCCCCAGGGCCACAACCGCCCCAGACCGGACCCCGUCCCACGGGCAGGGUGAAGGCGGCGGGACAGCAGAGGGAACCAGGCACAGGCAGGACGGCCGCAGAGAGCCGCCCAUCUCAGCGCAGCGCUACAGGCGUGAGUGGCGGCUCAGCGGACCAAUCCGUGCCCACCGCCGCCUUCAGCCAUGACCCUGUGUGGACAGUAAUGACCGCACGUUUCCGAUUGCCUGCUGGCAGAACCUACAAUGUACGAGCAUCUGAGCUGGCACGAGACAGGCAGCAUACGGAGGUGGUCUGCAACGUUCUUCUCCUGGAUAACACUGUACAAGCUUUCAGAGUUAAUAAACAUGAUCAGGGCCAAGUUCUGUUGGACAUAGUCUUCAAGCAUCUCGAUUUGACAGAGAGAGAUUACUUUGGUUUACAGUUGGCUGAUGAAUCUACUGAUAAUCCUAGGUGGUUGGAUCCAAACAAACCUAUCAGGAAACAAUUAAAAAGAGGAUCUCCUCACAGUCUGAACUUCAGAGUUAAGUUUUUUGUAAGUGACCCAAACAAGCUCCAAGAAGAAUAUACAAGGUACCAGUACUUUUUGCAAAUUAAGCAGGACAUUCUUACUGGAAGAUUGCCCUGUCCUUAUAAUACUGCUGCUCUUCUGGCUUCCUAUGCUGUUCAAUCCGAGCUGGGAGACUACAACCAUUCAGAAAACUUGCCAGGCUACCUCUCAGAAUAUUCUUUCAUCCCUAGCCAGCCUCAAGACUUUGAAAAAGAAAUAGCAAAAUUACAUCAGCAGCACAUAGGGUUGUCUCCUGCAGAAGCAGAGUUCAAUUAUCUCAAUACGGCACGUACCUUAGAACUUUAUGGAGUUGAAUUGCACUAUGCAAGGGAUCAGAGUAACAAUGAAAUAAUGAUUGGAGUGAUGUCAGGUGGAAUACUAAUUUUUAAGAACAGAGUACGAAUUAACACGUUUCAGUGGUUGAAGAUUGUAAAAAUUUCUUUCAAGUGCAAGCAGUUUUUUAUUCAACUUAGGAAAGAAUUGCAUGAAUCUAGAGAAACAUUACUGGGAUUCAAUAUGGUGAAUUACCGAGCAUGUAAGAAUUUGUGGAAAGCUUGUGUUGAGCAUCACACGUUCUUCCGUUUGGACAGACCACUCCCGCCUCAGAAGAACUUUUUUGCACAUUAUUUCACUUUGGGUUCCAAGUUCCGGUACUGUGGGAGAACAGAAGUCCAAUCUGUACAGUAUGGUAAAGAAAGAGCAAAUAAAGACAGGGUAUUUGCAAGAUCCCCCAGUAAACCCUUGGCACGGAAAGCAAUGAGUGGGAUGGAUUGGGAAGUAGUGAGUAGGAACUCACUGUCUGAUGAUAGGUUGGAAACCCAGAGCCUCCCGUCACGGUCUCCACCUGGAACCCCAAAUCAUCGCAACUCUGCUUUCGCUCAAGAAGGAGCCCGGUUACGACCCUCAUCAGUUGGACAUUUAGUGGAUCAUGUGGUUCACACCUCCCCAAGUGAAGUAUUUGUAAAUCACAGAUCCCCAUCCUCCACCCAGGCCAACAGCAUCAUACUGGAAUCAUCCCCAUCUCAAGAGACUCCUAUAGAUGGGCAGCCUCCGGCGUUACCACCCAAACAAUUUAAAAAGAACAGUUGGAACCAAAUUCAUCAUUCACACUCACAGCAAGAACUGGAUAACCAUAUUAAUGAAACAUUUGAUGUUCCUGCAUCACCUGAAAAAUCCACCCCCAAUGGUGGUGUCCCCCAUGACAAUCUUGUUAUGAUCAGAAUGAAACCAGACGAAAAUGGAAGGUUUGGCUUCAAUGUAAAGGGUGGAUAUGAUCAGAAGAUGCCAGUUAUAGUAUCCAGGGUAGCUCCAGGAACACCUGCUGAUCUGUGUGUCCCGCGUUUGAAUGAAGGGGACCAGGUCGUACUGAUUAACGGCAGGGAUAUAGCGGAGCAUACCCACGACCAAGUUGUAAUGUUCAUUAAAGCUAGCUGUGAGAGACACUCAGGGGAACUUGUGCUCCUAGUUCGACCCAAUGCUGUCUAUGAUGUUGUGGAAGAGAAGCUGGAGAGCGAGCCUGAUUUUCAGUACAUCCCUGAGAAAUCUCCACUUGAUGGUGUCCAUCAAGAUGAUAAUGCUCUGAGGGAAUCCAUGAUUCAGUUAGCAGAGGGGCUCAUCACUGGAACUGUCUUGGCUCAGUUUGAUCAAUUGUAUAGAAAAAAACCUGGAAUGACAAUGUCUUGUGCCAGAUUACCUCAAAACAUUUCCAAAAAUAGAUACAGAGACAUUUCGCCUUAUGAUGCUACACGGGUUAUUUUAAAAAGUAAUGAAGAUUACAUCAAUGCAAAUUAUAUAAAUAUGGAAAUCCCUUCUUCCACAAUAAUAAACCAGUACAUUGCUUGUCAAGGUCCAUUACCGAACACUUGUCCUGAUUUUUGGCAGAUGACUUGGGAGCAAGGCUCCUCUAUGGUUGUAAUGUUAACAACUCAAGUAGAACGGGGAAGAGUUAAAUGUCAUCAGUACUGGCCAGAGCCAUCAGGAAGCUCAUCAUAUGGGAAUUUUCAGAUUACCUGCCAUUCAGAAGAAGGAAAUCCUGCUUAUGUCUUUCGAGAAAUGACAUUGACUAAUCUGGAGAAAGAGGAAAGCCGCCAGCUAACUCAAAUCCAGUACAUAGCAUGGCCUGACCACGGGGUUCCUGAUGAUUCCAGCGAUUUCCUGGAUUUUGUGUGUCUGGUGCGGAAGAAGAGGGCUGGCAGAGAAGAACCUGUUGUUGUUCACUGCAGUGCUGGGAUUGGACGGACAGGGGUUCUGAUCACGAUGGAGACAGCAAUGUGUCUCAUUGAGUGCAAUCAGCCUGUUUAUCCUCUAGAUAUUGUAAGAACCAUGAGAGAUCAAAGAGCCAUGAUGAUCCAAACACCUAGUCAGUACCGAUUUGUAUGUGAAGCUAUUUUGAAGGUGUAUGAAGAAGGAUUUAUUAAACCUUUACAAGCAUCACUGCAUAAAUAAAGAGCAAAAAAACCUAUUAUAUCAAUUGAGGAAUCCUGUCCUCUAUAAUGAACUGGCAACAUUCUUUGUGCCAUAAUACUGCUUGCAGGAAAUGAUAGUGAAGUACAGCAAAGAAUUGACAAAGGACUUUGAAAACUUCAGCACUGUUGCACUUUACGUUGAAACAAAAUCAGUCUCUGAAACUCUUCUAACCUUCAUCUGUUUGAAGACUUUAUUUUCGUGAUUUGCUCCAAACAAACCAUAAACUGAAAGAACUAAUUGUGUUCAGGGUAAUUACGAUAUUUCAUUGUAGUGCCAUAUACUGCGCUUCUGGUUGAAUUGCUACAAACAAGGCUUGGAAUUAUUUCACUCUGUUUUACACCCAUUUCUCUUAAAAUGAAAAACAAAUUUUAAAAUACACUAAGCCAUGGUCUUUUUCCAGUGCUAGGUUUAUUUACCAUGUACAGACUCUCACAGUUUUGUUUUUUACAACAUUAGCAAUAUUGCCAAUACUAGAUAGAUACACACUACCUACUGAUGCAGCACACUUUGUCCUACACCCUUACUAGAGACCAGCUGGUUGUUAGAGGAGAGCUGGCAUCUGUUAACCCAGCAGUAGCUGCAUAAUGCCCACUUACCAGCAUCUUGUACAAAAUAAUAACAAUAAAAAUUUUAAAAAACCAACAUAUAAAUAAACAGCAUUUUUUUGGCACAGCUUGUGUGUCAUACACUGGUGUAUUCUGAUUCAUGUGGCUUCAGAUUAUGUGAUGGGAACUUGUGCAUGCAUUAUGUCUUAACCCCUUAAGUGCCUUGAGACUUACAGUGUACAUCCAGUGAAAGGCACUCAUGAUUCCAUGGGGGUGGUAUUGUCCUGUCAUAUUUAUCUUAAUGGGUUCAGAUUUUUUAAAUGGCCCUUGGUGCUUGGAAUGUGUUACCACAAGGGGUCAUGGAAAUACCAUUCCCUCUUUCCUUAUACAAGUACUUGUGUGCUACUGUCUGUAGCAAAAGCACCUCUGCCAACUUAAUGAGCAUUGUAUGCUGCUGUGUUGUAAUUAUAUGACAAAUCUGACACAUUCCUUCAUUCCUUCCAACCAGUAACUUGCUAGCAUCUUACUAUGAAAUGCUGGUAGGUCAUUAGAAGCUGAUACCUUGUUUUAUCCUUUUAUUGAGAAUAGCUGUUUUACUCAAUUAGACAUAACUCUUUAAUAGCACUGAUAAUUAAGUUGAACUUACAAUCAGAUGUGAUUUAAUUCCAUUACCUUCUAACUAACUUGUUAAGUCCUCAUAGUUGAUUUCAAGCCAUGUUCGUACAGGUCUGCCUUUUUUUUUUUUUUUCUUUUAUUUGUUUGGAGGGGAGAAGGGAGGAGAACACUAUGAAGUUAUCCCAGAACUUAAUUUUAAUUUCAUAAUUACCCCAGUCACCUUCUGUUAUGCUUGUGCAAAAUUGUUCCGAUUGGUAUGGGUUGGUUCUUAUUUAAGUGGGUAGAAGAUAUGUAAGAAAUGUCUGUCUGAUACAGUAUCUGAGCUCAUUCUAAAGAUGCACAAGUGUCCCCCUUCUCUAAUACUUUUCUAGUACAGGAGAAACCAAGUCAGAAGCAAGGUACCCAGUGUAAUAUACUGUAAGAAAUUUGACUGCCCUGUGACAGCAUAACUUUUUGCCCUCUAUUUAAAAGUUUUAAUUUAUUGUAUUGGUUUCCUGGAAAUGUUUAUCCAUUCAAUUUUGUUGUAAGCUAUAUAUAUAGCAUAGAAUUAAAAUGGAAAGUUCUACGCUAAAUAAUUUUUAACUAUUGAAGAAAUAUAUUGUAUAAUAUACUAUGUUCUGUGGACAUUUGAAACAGAUCAGCUAUGAACUAUUAAAUGAAAAGGGAUUCAGGCAACGUGAAAUCCUGGCUUAUGACUUAGUAAUGAACAAGAACUACAAUGCCAAAUGGAAGAUAGAGUUUUAAAUAUUUUUAGAAAACAAAAUAAUAUUAGUAGAGCUCUGGCUCUGUUACUUAUAUUUCUAGAUUUGAUGCUUAAGUCAAUGUUAUCCCUCAGUGAAAAAUAAAUUUUACAAGAAUCUCUGGAUCUGAACUGAACUGAAAAAUAGCAAUAUAGUAGCUUUAAUCUCAGUUAUAUUUUAAGCCAUUUGCAACAAAUAAAAAUUCUUUUUUAUAAUUCUUUAACUUCCUUAUGAUGACGUUAUUAGCUGAGUUGCUGGCUAGUUAGAAGGUUAUAUUGAACUCAGCACUUAAUGUCCAAAAAGUAAAAUAAUUCAUCCAUUAUACUGAAAGAAAUUUUCUUCUUAGUUAAGUUGUAAACAAAAAUAGCAUUUGCCCUGUUAUUCUGAAGGAAAUCAGAAAUGGAGGCUAUGGAAGCAUUAUAUAGCAUUGGUAUGUUACAUAUUUAAGUAUUCUUAUGUAAAAUUGCCAUAGCAGUUCGAGUUCAAAAGUCCCAUUUAUACCACAAUUAAGUGUGGGAUAUGUAUUUGUCAUCUGUCAUUACUGUUUUGAUUACAAACACAGGCAAGAAUAAUAGGUCUUUUCAAAAUUUUCCUCUGCACUGACUUGUAGUUUAUUAAUUAGCUGCACUGGAGAAAAAAUUGGAACAAAGUACCUAUUCUUAAUUAAUAGGCCAUCAGCAACUCAGUGGCUUUUGGCUUUUCCAAAGCCAGGAUAAAGGUAACCAAAAACUGCUUGGGAAAGAGAAUAGCACUGAAGCCUUUCUGCACCAUAAAUCAGUAAUUUAAAUUUUUCUACCUGUUGUGGUAUAAAUGGCCUUGAAAAUAUUUUUAUAUGGCCAAAAAAAGCAAAACUGCUUAAUAUUUUACUUUGGGUUAUGAAGAUCUGUAUCAUCCUUAAGAGUUUUUUAAAGAAGUUUUUGUAUGUUUCAUGCUGUACAAAACAUGAAUGUAUCUUUCAGACAUAAUGACUUAUAGACCUGUAUGUGAUUGGUGUUAUGACUGUUGGAUUUUAUGAAUAAUUAUUUUCAUACCAUUUGAUUAGGAAAAAUGUUGGGUGGGUGUGGGAAAGAGUAUGUUUCUAACACUUCCAUGAUACAAAUCCAGUUUGGGGGAAAAAAAAAAAAAAAAAAAAAAAAAAAGUAGUUUUCAUUGUAAAUAAGAGCAAUAUUAUGACAAUUUUGUGCCAAUGUUAAAUGUUAAGAUUUUUCUUUUACUUUUAGGUUCAGAUUGAAAACUACCACUACCAUCUCUUGUUUAAAAUGGAUUUGGAAGGGUUUUUUUACUUGACAGACAUGGGGCUCUAGUGGGGACUUUGAGUGUUUUUUGGGAGCAUUUUUUAGUUUUGCUAAAUAUGAAAUAAGAUAUAAGGUAUUGUUUAAUAAACCACCCACAGAUUGUCAGCCAGUCCACU